Molecule: messenger RNA, 753 nt
Organism: Mesoplodon densirostris (Blainville's beaked whale)
Lineage: Eukaryota; Metazoa; Chordata; Mammalia; Artiodactyla; Ziphiidae
Product: C-type lectin domain family 9 member A-like
Exons: 6
Coding region: 28-753 (241 amino acids)
Biological process (GO): receptor-mediated endocytosis
Cellular component (GO): cell surface; membrane
Source: RefSeq, a predicted model, not a curated record
CCCCUUACCUAUCAAAGCACCUCAGACAUGCAGGAGGAAGAAACAUACACCUCUCUUCAGUGGGAUAAUCCAACACCAAACCCUUACCAGAAACAUCUGUCUUCCACCAAAAAUUCAGGAACAUGGUGUCUUGUGACGGUGGUUUUAUGUAUCUUCUGCAUAGGCUCAUUAGCAACCUCCAUUUUCUUGGGUGUCAAGUUGUUCCAGGUGUCCACUACUGCAAUGAAGCAGCAAGAAAAACUCCUCCAACAGGACAGAGUACUGCUCAAUUUCACACAAUGGAAGAGAAACCAUGGCCUGCAGAUGAAAUAUUGCCAAAUGUUGAUGCAGAAGUCUUUCAGUUCAGCCCAUAACUGCAGCCCUUGUCCAGACAACUGGAUUCGCAAUGGAGAAAGUUGUUACCAUGUCUCUGAAAUCUGGAAAAUUUGGUGCACCAGUGGAGAGUAUUGUUUGAAGGAGGGAUCUAAGCUUCUACAAAUAGACAGCAAAGAAGAAAUGGACUUUAUCACUGGCAGCCUGAGAGAGAUCAAAAGAAACUAUGAUUACUGGGUAGGACUGUCUCAGGAUGGGUCCAGCCAACCUUGGCUUUGGCAAGACGGCUCCUCUCCUUCCCCUGAUCUGUCACCAAUACAGGGACCCCAAUCAACUAACCAGGUCUGUGGAUACCUCAGAAACAACAGCCUUUCUUCCGCUAACUGCAGCGUUUGGAAAUAUUUCAUCUGUGAGAAAUACGCAUUAAGAUCUUCUAUCUGA